Aspergillus bombycis is the source of this 711-nucleotide messenger RNA. RefSeq names its product alternative oxidase. Bases 1 to 711 code for a protein of 236 amino acids. NCBI's taxonomy places the organism in Eukaryota, Fungi, Ascomycota, Eurotiomycetes, Eurotiales, Aspergillaceae. The transcript has 2 exons. Gene Ontology annotation, cellular component: mitochondrion. Gene Ontology annotation, molecular function: alternative oxidase activity. The record is from RefSeq and is a predicted model, not a curated record. Gene Ontology annotation, biological process: alternative respiration.
AUGGCUCUGGGAACGGUCCGCUUUCUACGAUGGGGCAUGGACUUGGUCACAGGGUAUCGUCAUUCACAUCGACGCGACGUACACUCCUCUCGCUUCCGAAUGACCGAACAAAAAUGGAUUACAAGAUUCAUUUUCCUAGAAAGCGUUGCGGGAGUUCCUGGGAUGGUAGCUGCUAUGCUACGACACCUAAAGAGCCUGAGGAGGAUGAGGCGGGAUUAUGGAUGGAUUGAGACACUCCUAGAAGAGGCCUAUAAUGAAAGGAUGCACCUUUUAACCUUCCUCAAACUAUCCCAACCAGGCCCUGCCAUGUACUUCAUGGUCCUAGCAGCACAGACCGUCUUCUUUACGGGGUUUUCUCUCGCCUACCUGAUUUCUCCCCGGAUAUGCCACCGAUUUGUCGGGUACCUGGAGGAGGAAGCCGUGAUCACAUAUACCAACGCAAUCCAGGAGCUUGACAGGGGAAACCUACCCCUUUGGAGCAACAUGGAGGCUCCUGCAAUGGCAGUCAAGUACUGGCAGAUGCCCGAGGGCCAACGAUCUAUCCGUUCUCUGUUGUUGUAUGUACGUGCUGACGAGGCGAACCACCGGGAUGUCAAUCACACGCUUGGGAGUUUAAACCAGGAUAGGGAUCCGAAUCCGUUCUCGGCUAAGUUCAAGAACGCGAUCAAGGAGGCCAGCCAGCCAUUGUCCCCCAUGAAGGAGUAUCGUUGA